GGCGGGGCUGGGGACGGCUGCCGCAGUGCGCUGGGCCGGCGCGCCGAUCGGGAAGAGCCGGCGCCGCGCGCUGGGGCGGCCGCCCAGCGGGCUUGGCUGCGCGCCCCCGCCGGGGGCUAUAAAAGCCUCGCCACCUGCUGCCACCAGCCGGCAGCGCGUCCAGUCGCCCGGAGAAGCCCGUUCGCCGCCUCCAGCGACUGCUUGCCUGGACAUGGACCCUGAGACCUGCCCCUGCCCUUCUGGUGGCUCCUGCACCUGCUCCGACUCCUGCAAGUGCGAGGGAUGCAAAUGCACUUCCUGCAAGAAGAGCUGCUGCUCCUGCUGCCCUGCAGAGUGCGAGAAGUGUGCCAAGGACUGUGUGUGCAAAGGUGGAGAGGGGGCCAAGGCUGAGGCAGAGAAGUGCAACUGCUGCCAGUGAGGACGCACCCCUCCGUGUGCAGUGUGUGGUGUGGAGACAGGAUUGGAUGGCCCAGUGCCACCUCUGCCCAUGGUGAGGUGUGGUUGUCAUCCCCUUCCCCCUCUGGCCACUGACAAGUGACAAUAAAUCCCAUGAACAGCAUGA
Messenger RNA from Carlito syrichta (Philippine tarsier), 562 nucleotides. It is a transcript of the gene MT3, whose product is annotated as metallothionein 3. NCBI's taxonomy places the organism in Eukaryota, Metazoa, Chordata, Mammalia, Primates, Tarsiidae. Gene Ontology annotation, molecular function: metal ion binding. Gene Ontology annotation, biological process: positive regulation of ERK1 and ERK2 cascade. The record is from RefSeq and is a predicted model, not a curated record. The transcript has 3 exons. The coding region runs from base 212 to 418 and encodes 68 amino acids.